Zeugodacus cucurbitae (melon fly) is the source of this 2428-nucleotide messenger RNA. RefSeq lists its product as uncharacterized. NCBI's taxonomy places the organism in Eukaryota, Metazoa, Arthropoda, Insecta, Diptera, Tephritidae. Gene Ontology annotation, molecular function: protein binding. The record is from RefSeq and is a predicted model, not a curated record. The transcript has 3 exons. Bases 143 to 1981 code for a protein of 612 amino acids.
GUUUAAAUUCCAUCAGUACGAUUCGAAUAACCAAACUGAACGAAGCUAAAAAAUAUUUAAAAUACACAAAAGACUUUCAAACAAUGGGGUAUUCAUAAAUAUAUUUAAGAAAAUAAAAAAUAAGAAACAGACUGAAGAAAACAUGUGGCUUGCCGCGUAUAAAAGAACUAUAAUAUGCUGGUCAACACUUUUCAUUGUUGCACUGCUGAUGCAACGGGUUACAGGUGGACCACCAAAAACGUGUCCAAUAUACUGCAAUUGUAAUUCAGUGGAUAACCUCAAUCAUGCGGACUGCAGCGGUAAACGUUUGAUAAGUCCAAAUUCUGCGGUGCCAUUUGAGGUUCAAUCGUUAGAUUUAAGCUAUAACGACAUCACUAUACUAGACAAUAAUUGCUUUGAGGACUAUGUCUACCUAUUUAACAUAACCAUCGCUCACAAUGCCAUACACACUAUCUUUCUGGAUGUAUUUGCGCCUUUGAAGCGCAUACGCGCCAUUGAUCUCUCCCACAAUCGUCUCGAAACCAUUGACCCAAGACUUUUCGAAUCGAACCGUAGAUUGCAUACACUCAACUUGGCGGGCAACAAGUUCUUGUCGCUUCCCAACGAGCCCCUGUUACACAGCAAGUCGCUGCGCAAGCUCAAUUUAGCUGAUGCACAGAUAAAUGUGCUGCUGCCUGAGCACUACAGCGGUAUCCCGCAAUUGCAGGAGCUCGAUUUGGCGCAUAAUCUCAUCAUCACCAUUGAUCAGUUUGCGGCCCAACCACCAAAGCGCCUGCUGGUGCUUAAUUUAGAUGAGAAUAAUUUGAACUGCGAUCAAACACUGCAAACGGCAAUGCAGCAGUUGAAGGCGAGAAACGUACAAGUCGACUAUAGUUACUGUCAAGUAGUUGGUGCAGACUCCAGUGAUAACGAUCUCAACAAGUUUGAGCGAAUCGAACUGAUGGAGGGUCAUAGGGUUAAAGAAAAUGAAGGCAAAGCUGAGUUGGGCAUUGUGGAAGAUGAUGUCGGUGAUUCACAAGAGAAUUUCGAUGAAGCCAUUCGGAGUGGAGAUCUCUCAGGCUGGCACUUUCCACUUACAUCAGUUGAGGAUACAGAUGGUUACACCGAUUUCGAUGUGACGGAAAAUGAAGAGAGUGGUAAUACAUCUACUGCUACGUACAACAAGAAAACCACGAAUGAAAUAUGUCUUCGUUGGUGUCAACAAUAUGGAAAUAACACAUUUACGAAGCAUUCUUCCAAUGACGCCAUCGAUUUCAACACGAAACUCUACACUGACUUCGAUCUACUAUUUGUCUUCAUUUGUGGCAUUGCGGUUGGCAUUGCGCUAACCAUCUUUAUUGGCAGCUGUAUCAUAUGCAUUUGGCGUUGUUCUUCUUUAAAAGCCAGACAUGUGCAUGUUGAAAAUCCUUAUGAUGUACCCUACGCUAUAGCACCACAAUCUCGCCAACCAUCAAUCCCAUCAGCACCACCGUCUUCGUAUGCAGCAGUAGAUGCGAUUAGAAGACCUUCAGCACGUGAAACUGAACCAACGCAAGAACUACUUCCAGUGGUAUAUCCACAGCCUCCACGGAGACGUCAGCGUCGCACCGCAUCUACACAACGCGCUGUGGUACGCCGUGACCAACUUGCUCGUCCCGGCAGUGAUAAUUUCAUUUCACGUCUCUUCGGCCGACCAGCACGUCAUCAAUAUUAUCGCACCAUCAAUGAGAACACAGCGACUUUAAUACGUCGCUUGAGCCGCAGCAAUCUUUUCAAUAAUCGCCUGAGCCAACAUUUUGGUGAACGGGACCGAGAACACAACACCGUAAGCUCUGCGCCGAACACACCACCAGUUAGUCCAGAUGGCGCUAUUAUAUCAAAUUUAGAUAGCGAGUUGGAGAGUUUGGCCACAGCAACGAGAACUCCUCAUCGCCGUCGUCCGGAAACGCCUCCACCUUUGUAUAGCGAAAUAGUUGCGAAGGAUUCUAAUCACAGCAGUUGAUUUUUCAACAAACGACUGAUUCAUUUAUAGCUUUUAAAAUUAUUAAACAUUUUAUAAUAGCAAAAUGUUUAUUAUGUUCAUUAAAGUAUUUUUUAAUAACCGUAGUAAACUGUUCAAAAUAAAACAGAGAAUUCAUUUUAUAAAUAGUACUCGUAUGAGUCUAUAGUUUUGUGGUUCCGAAUAUUGACGAUGUUUAGAGAUUAAACUGUAAUCUACGAGUAAAUUGGCUGGCUGAUAGCAGUUCUAACUGGCUAUUGUCCAAUCGGGAUUCACGCUGUCAAACUAAAAAAAAGCGUACGCUAGUUGCAGAAGCUGAUUGAGGGUUAUGAGUUAUAAUCUUCCUAAAAUUUCCUAUCGAUUUUCGUGAGUUUCUUGGAUUUAAUCAAGUAAUUUUACUUGAUUUUUUUAUGAAUUGAAAUUGCACUUUUGCAAAAGGAGCAAGUAGUU